UACUGGAGUUGUCAGACAGUCAGAGCUGCUGAUCACACUGCUGGACAAUAUUUCAAAGAGAGAAUGUGGCUAUUCUCACCUCUGUAGCAUAGCUCUGUAAAGCCUCCGCACUGGGGACAUCUUAUCAUCUACUGAUUGAUUGAUACUUUAUUGAUCCUCAAAGGAAAAUUCAUCAUGAUGUUUCCACUUGAAGAGAUGAAGACCACCUGUCACUGUUCAGGUUACCAGGAGCAACAACAUCAGCCUCACACCAUCCUGUACAAUAUCCUGAGCCGGGCGGACAGUAACUACAACAACAACAACAGUCUGAUCAACAACAACCACGUGAACCAGUAUGACUACAACAUGAUAAAGCCUCACAACUGUCAUUGCGAGCGGCGACGGGCAGUGUGUCUGAAGAACCCUGAGGGAACCUGUCAGGUGGCGUCUGAUGUUCUGGUCAAAACCAUCCGCUUCAUGAAGAGUUUACCCUCCUUCAGUCAGCUUCCAGUGGAGGAUCAGCUAUCUCUGCUGAGGGACUGCUGGGUGCCCCUGUUCUCUCUGGGCCUGGCCCAAGAACGGACUGUGUUCGAGGUGAUGGAUGUACCACAGGCUAGCAUGCUGAGGAGGAUUCUCCUUAACAGUCAGGGGCCACAGAGUGAGGAAGAGCAAGAGGACGAAGAUGAGGGGAAGAGGUCUCUGCCCACGCUGGCUGGGGUGCAUAAACUCAGAUCCUGUCUGAACAGACUGUGGACUCUGAAUCUCAGCCCAAAGGAAUAUGCCUAUCUGAAGGGUGCUAUGCUGUUCAAUCCAGACGUCCCAGGACUGAGCACCACUGUAUUUAUCAACAGUCUCCAACAGGAGGCCCAGAGAGCUCUACAGGAGGUUGUCCUGACCCUUCACCCAGGAAACUCGGGUCGAUUCAGCCACAUCCUACUAUCGACUGCUGCCCUACAGGCUGUCAGCCAAUCACUCAUCACAGAACUGUUCUUCAGACCUGUUAUUGGUCAGGCGAAUCUGUUUGACUUGUUAAGUGAGAUGCUGUUUAUGAGACAAGAGUACAGCUGAAAGUUUGUGCGUGUGUAUGGUGUAUGUGUGUGAAUUAUAUUUUAGGGUAUUUUCUACUGACAAAUAUGAAUGUGAAGAUUGCAACUAAGCAAUACAAGUUUUAUAAACAAAAUGUUUCAGUAUCUCUCUUCUUUACACAUAUUUAAUCACUCUUCUAUCAUUCAUUUUUGGCAUACAUCUGACAAUUUAUCAGUGGUGUGAUAAAAAAUAAAUGAAGUGAGAGCUACUGUAUAUUCCA
This is a messenger RNA of Oncorhynchus kisutch (coho salmon), 1285 nucleotides long. Its product is annotated as nuclear receptor subfamily 0 group B member 2. Gene Ontology annotation, cellular component: cytoplasm; nucleus. The transcript is spliced from 2 exons. Bases 175 to 1047 code for a protein of 290 amino acids. Gene Ontology annotation, biological process: negative regulation of transcription by RNA polymerase II; circadian rhythm. The record is from RefSeq and is a predicted model, not a curated record. Gene Ontology annotation, molecular function: transcription factor binding; transcription corepressor activity. Lineage: Eukaryota; Metazoa; Chordata; Actinopteri; Salmoniformes; Salmonidae.